UGGGCCUCAGAUGAAGAGGAGGCGGCGGCAGUGGUGGAAGAGGCGGCGGCGGCGGGGGUAGGGAGCUUGGAAACGCGAGCGGGGAUGGUAGGUGGUUUGGACUCGCCGAGCCGCCGUCGUUUCCAGAAAGGGUUUGACUGGAGGAACCUCUGGAGCAGCUCACUUCUCAACCUGGGGCCUGGGGAUCUGGGGGCGGAGCUGCCCUGGAGGGGGUGCAGAAUCUGGUCCAAUGUCCUGGGUAAGCGCUGCGAGGUUGGCUGGCUCCUCUGACUGAUGGCAUGUUGAGGUACAUGGGCCAGUGGCAGCGAGGGCAUCUGAUCCAGAGGGGGCCACUCUAAAGGCCGGGCUACCAGCACCAUGGGCCAGUGUGUCACCAAAUGCAAGAAUCCCUCAUCGACCCUGGGCAGCAAGAAUGGAGAUCGUGACCCCAGCAGCAAGUCACACAGCAGGCGGGGUGCAAGCCACCGUGAAGAGCAGGUGCCACCAUGUGGCAAGCCAGGUGGGGAUAUCCUCAUCAAUGGGACCAAGAAGGCGGAGGCUACCACUGAAGCCUGCCAGCUGCCAACAUCCUCAGGAGAUGCUGGGAGGGAGUCCAAGUCCAAUGCUGAGGAGUCUUCCUUACAGAGAUUGGAAGAACUGUUUAGGCGCUACAAGGAUGAGCGGGAGGAUGCAAUUUUGGAGGAAGGCAUGGAGCGCUUUUGCAAUGACUUGUGUGUCGACCCCACAGAAUUUAGAGUGCUGCUCUUGGCUUGGAAGUUCCAGGCUGCAACCAUGUGCAAAUUCACCAGGAAGGAGUUUUUUGAUGGCUGCAAAGCAAUAAGUGCAGACAGCAUUGACGGAAUCUGUGCACGGUUCCCUAGCCUCUUAACAGAAGCCAAACAAGAGGAUAAAUUCAAGGAUCUCUACCGGUUUACAUUUCAGUUUGGCCUGGACUCUGAAGAAGGACAGCGGUCACUGCAUCGGGAAAUAGCCAUUGCCCUGUGGAAACUAGUCUUUACCCAGAACAAUCCUCCAGUUUUGGACCAGUGGCUAAACUUCCUAACAGAGAAUCCCUCGGGGAUCAAGGGCAUCUCCCGGGAUACUUGGAACAUGUUCCUUAACUUCACUCAGGUGAUUGGCCCCGACCUCAGCAACUACAGUGAGGAUGAGGCCUGGCCAAGUCUCUUCGAUACCUUUGUGGAGUGGGAAAUGGAGAGAAGGAAGAGAGAAGGGGAAGGGAGAGGUGCACUCAGCUCAGGGCCCGAGGGCUUGUGUCCCGAGGAGCAGACUUAGUGGCUCUGUCCCAGGAGCAGCAGCAAGGAUCUGCCCGCUGCCCUGCAGCCAACCGAGGAAUUGGACCUUUCUGGAAAUUACUGAAGAUCCGGAUAUUUUCUACUUUACACCUUUCUCUGCCUUGUAUCUGAAAGGGCUCUAAAAUGCUGUAUCAUGUUUUAGGCACUUUCUUCAUUUUUUGGUUAUUUUGGUUAUUUUUUGGGGGGGAUCCCCCAAAAUAUUUGAACCUGGCUACAUGUUGUGUAUCUUUUUUUGAAGCCUUCAGAUAGAAUAAGCCUGCCAUUUCUUGCACAAAUUAGGUUUUUUUUUGUGGGGGAGGGUGUAGAGAAGGGUGGGGGAUGGGACCGUUAGGUUGAAUUAACAUUACAAAAUGAUACAGUGCCAGAUCUCAGUUUUGCAUAUUGUUUUUCAGGGCAGGUCUGUACUGUGUGUAGUGCUGUUUACAUGGUUAAAUUUAGGUUGUAAUAAUUAUUUUUAAAGAUUUACACAGAUUUGAAUAGCAGUGUUAACUGUUAACCACAUUGCAUUAAUUCCCAGGCGAAUUAGAGCUCUUGGAGUGCCAAGGCCAGCCAAGAGCAUUUGUAGCCUGGUGACAAACCCCUUUUAAGCUAAUUUAUCCAAAUCCCUUAUUUCCCUCACUUCUUGCUCAUUCCUUCUUUGACCUAUUGCAUUUUAUGUUGAGUUUGUCCAUCAACAUGGCUGCACCUGUUAGUCAAGUGAGCAUUUUUUUAAGAAUACAUUGGACUGAGAACCACUUAAGCAUUGAAUGCAGAGAAAGCAGUGCUACCUCAGUUUUGCUGGAAGUAGACUUCUUUGAUAGUUUUCUUUCUCUGAUGAAGUUUCUAUAUUUUCAUGUUGUAAGUGGAAAUACUUUUUUUCUUCUCAUUUGCCUUGGAGCCAAAGUUUCUGUUCCUGGUGGUCGGGGAAAGUGUGUCUGCCGGCCAACUUGACUUGAAGGAAAACUGUGGUAUGGAGCUCUGCUUGAAUUUUUUUUUUUUUUUUUUUAAUUUCUUUUCUUUGAGUAUCAUCAGCUUACUUGUCUGGCAAGUGCAGAAGCCUGGGGUUGGCCUGAACUCUGCCAAACAAAUAAUCAAAAUGUAUUUAAUAGUUAAAUGUGUGCCCUUUCCCUUCUUGCUGCACCCAUGUUGUCACUUAGCCCCUAGGAGUUAUUUAUUAUCUUUUUGUUAGCGUCAGGCUCAUUUGGGGUAAUGUGAUGACUGUUUAGGUUUACAUGACCCUUCUUUACCUACCCCCAAAUAUGUAUAUAUACAUAUAUAAAAUAUGUAUAUAUUUUACCUAUAUAAAAUAUAUAUAUAUAUAUAUACAUAUAUGUAUCUAUAUUCCUUUGUUUCUUUGCCUGCUAAAACUGGCCAUAAAGAGGGAGCUGCCUUCAAUAUAUAAAGUAUAAGAAGAGUGCCAGGGAACAUCAUUGGAGUUUUGAAAUCUGAAUUUGGGCCAUUUCCACUAAAGAGAAUAUGACUUUGCUUAGUCCUUUCCUCACAAGAGGAAAGGCCUGGUUCCCAGACUUCUCUGUAUACUUGCUCUGGAAGGCCAGCUUUGGCCAAACUGCCACAGAGGCUUGAGGAGCUGACUAUGGUCCUUCCUGGUUUCAGUAGAGGGUCCUCUUGUUAUUUCUCCAUUUUAAAAAAUUUGUCCUCAAAAAACUGUACUGGAAGAGAGGGUGGCAGGAACUUGUAUAGUUCAGCUUCCAACACUUUGAAACAAUAAAAAAGGGAAUCUUUUAAAUAAAAACUUAUAAAAAUAUUUAUACUCUUGAGGUAAUGAGACUUUGUCUAUUAAACAUUUGGGUUUCUCCCUUUUACCUACCAGGUAUCUCAACCUGGGCAGGAACUGCACGUUUUAAAUUACUAUAUUAGUAGCCUUACAGCUCUGUGCUCCCAUCUUUGCAAGGAUGAAUAUUUAAGGAGUUUCAGUAGUUGAUGUUUUUCUAAAAUUGAUAUUGACAUAGGGAACAUACUUGGAAUUGCUUUUUUCUUUUCCUUUUAAUCCUAAACAGAUGGGAAACUUUAAAAGCAUUCACAGUAGGUAGGUUAACAAUACUGGAAGGCUGAAGGGGGUCUUCAGCCAGAUGUCUGGCUUUGUUCUAGCUAAAUAAGACACAAGACCCUUAUGAGAGCCUCCAGGUGCCCCCAGCAGGUUCUGUGGGCUCAAUUGUAGUUGAGGUAUCCAGACUGAGGUCUUAUAGUGACCUUUUCAUCCAGCCAGUUUGCAACCUGCUUUUUCUUGUUCUGGGUUCUGGAUUGGGUAGAAGUUGAAUGAAGGAAAAGCAGGCUGCUACUAGCUUGGUAAGGCUCAUUCUAUCCCAGAUCAAAAGAACGGAUGGGAGAGAGGUACAUGAAAGAGGAGGCAACUAAGGACUCUGAAAACGAGACUCCUUCCCCAGCCUGUAAGAAAACAUUCCAUACAUGAGGUAUACUAGAAUGGGUGACUUUUGUUUUUAAAAGAACUAUUCAGCUUCCCCACUCCUCACAAAAGAGCCAAUUAAAAGAUUAUUUUUGGUUAUGUUUUUAGUGGUUCAUUGGUUAUAAAAAUGCAAAUAGGAAGAAAAGGGAGCAGACAAGGACUUGUAAGUUCCUUCCAGGUUUUAGUCCCGGAUUUCAAGCUUCUGCUGAUGGGACAGUGCUUGACUAAUGAUUUCAUGAGCAUAGGAGCAUAGAGCACUUUUCCUGCAAAGGGAUCCAAGGUGAGGCAUAUGCUUCUGGGAAAUGAAAAGCCUUGUUCCUCUCAACCUAGACAUAGGUUUGCUGCUUAAUAGGUAAGCAGUAAUUCUAUAGAGGAGACCAAAUGUGUGCCCUUCAGGUAAGCCAGUGCACCCUUCCCUUAGCAAUGUUAUACCCAGGUGAUGUGGAGAGGGGCAGGAUGUGGGUGCCAUUUGAAAAUAGGCACAUCUGAGAGUGACUACAUCAAACUGAGUAUUUGUCUCAGGAGAUUACUUGGUUUUGACAAAUGGCUUUGUGAGCUUCUUUGGUGUUUCUUUAGCGAUUUUAUUAGAAAGCUGGUAUGAGUUGAAGUGUUGCUUCAUUGAUCUUUCCCUCAUCCUUGCCAAAUUUAAACAUAUCAUUCUUAACCCCACCAUGUAAUGACACUUUGCUGUGCUUUAGCUGGCUGCCUCAGCUGCUCUCCCCUUAUCCUGGCAGAUGUGCCCACUUGUGUGUGUUGAGUUCAAGAACCCUUAUCUGCCCUUCUGAUAAGAAACUUCUAGAACUGGGUGAAGAUUUAAAUUUCAACCAAACUUUCAGGCCCAGGGAAAUACAAUUGAAAAUUUAUAAGGCAGUGUUUAUAUAUUAAACUUCCCUAAGGAAGGUGUAAACUAGCCUUCUUGGAAAGUAAGGAUUAAACCACACAGUAUUAGUCUUUGAAACAGUACUGAUCUCCCUGGGGCUGGUGCCAAAAUUUGGUCCUCAGUGCUGGAGGCUGCAGGGUGUCAAACAUUUACUUGAUGGCAUCAUAUACUGUAUAUACAUUUACCAUGUCAGUUCUUAUUAAACAAUGGUGGGAAGUUACUAGGAUAAGGAUUUGUCUAAAAGUUUACAAUCCAAAACUUAACCUGUUCGGGACUGUUUAGUCUGCCAUAUUUCAAGUGAGGUCUUCAGUGUAGUGAAGGCUCAAAGGUAGAACAGUUUUUAUACAAGGUAAAGGCUGGCAGAAAGCUGCUGCUAGGGUCUUCUGCUUUUUGUUGUUGCCUGCUUUGCUGUUUUUCUUGUGUCUCCUAUGUUGGCUUAGUUAUGACUUGAACAUCUUGGUAACUGACAAAGUUCUUCCUUGGGGGACUACAGCAAUAUCUUGUUUAAAUGGCUGAGAGGAGUAUUAAAGUUAUUGAAGUGUGUUAAUUGAGACUCAUUUGAGGACAUAAAACAUUAGCCCUCCUCUUACUCGAGGAGUUAUAUAUGGAGUUCCUAACUUUCAGCCCCUUCAGAGUUUAUUCCUGUGGUAAUUAUAACAUAUCCCAGUUUAAUCUGAACUGGAACUGCAUGUUGGUAAGAAUCAGCAGGGUUCCCUCCCAUCCCCCAUUUUUGAAGGACAAAAUAAGAUGCUUGAGCACUGGUUGCACAAGCCAAGGUGGUUUGAAUAGCUUUGAGUAAACAUAGGGUUCUGCUUUUGAUUCAGGUGCUGGGGCAAUCAUGUCUUCCCUAUUCCUCUCUUUCUUAGAAAUCCAGCCUACCCACCGUCUUUCCCUGAUACUUAGAACACAUCUUGGAUAUUGCCAAAGGAAGCCAUUCAGCAGCUGCUGCAGAUCCCCCGACACACAUACACAUUUGCUCUGGAAGAAGAGUCUUCCCUCCGAACCUAGUUCCCAGUUCCCAAUCUGUGAUUAAUUGCUUUUACCUGUUGCACUAAUUCAAAGGGGGAAUGUGAAGCAAUAGGCAAAUGGGGCUUGGAUGAAUUGGUCCCACAGUACCCUGCCUUAAGCCGCUGAGGUGAUGAGUUCACUGCUCAUGUGACCCUCCACCUUUGUGGAUCCCUCUUGGUUUGUGACCAGUGUGUCUGUUUCUUGAGGUUGUACAAACUUGACAAAAGUUAAUACUUUUGUUUGUAUUCUCUGCACUGUUGCACUCUCCACUCAGCCCCUUGAAUAUUUUUGUUAACUUGUUACACACAUUUUUGUCCUUGAUGUCUACAUUAUCUUUUUCUUUUAAUGUUUUUUUUUUUUAAUUUGGAAGGUUACCUGCUGUUGGAUUUAAUAAAUUUGUUUACUUGACUAUUAACAUUUCUA
Nycticebus coucang (slow loris) is the source of this 6007-nucleotide messenger RNA. It is a transcript of the gene DCUN1D3, whose product is annotated as defective in cullin neddylation 1 domain containing 3. Bases 358 to 1272 code for a protein of 304 amino acids. Gene Ontology annotation, biological process: protein neddylation; positive regulation of ubiquitin-protein transferase activity. NCBI's taxonomy places the organism in Eukaryota, Metazoa, Chordata, Mammalia, Primates, Lorisidae. Gene Ontology annotation, cellular component: ubiquitin ligase complex. The transcript is spliced from 4 exons. The record is from RefSeq and is a predicted model, not a curated record. Gene Ontology annotation, molecular function: ubiquitin conjugating enzyme binding; cullin family protein binding; ubiquitin-like protein binding.